Messenger RNA from Adineta ricciae, 747 nucleotides. The record is from the annotation of a GenBank genome assembly. NCBI's taxonomy places the organism in Eukaryota, Metazoa, Rotifera, Eurotatoria, Adinetida, Adinetidae.
AUGGCAAAUGAAGAACUUGAAGAUUUUAUCACUAUACAAGUUACAGGUUUAGUAACUGAAAUUCGAGAAAAUAUUCAAAGGGCAAAAGCAUUAACUGACGAUGAUCGUACGAAUUGUUUGAAGAUUCUCUAUCAAGUCGAAAAUGAGCACAAACGAUUGAAAAUCGAAUUUUACAACAAAGCACUGUUUUUGAUCGAAGAGGCAUUGCAAACAUCGGAUCCACAAAAAAAUUUAGGACAAUGUAAAGUUAUCGCUGGUUCGUUGACUGAAAUGCUCGGAGUAUUGUCUCAGAGUGAUGAAAGAAUGAAAGCAAAAUAUGCUUGUAUUAUAACCGGCAGUGUUGCUUCGUCACUUCUGGUUGGCAUUACCAUCGGAUUGAUCAUCGUUCAUUGCCAUCCAGCUUCUUUUCCACAACUGGGUAUUCAGAGCACCUUAGCAGUUUCUCUUGCUCCACUGCUAGGUGUUGUGUUCGCUACUGCCUGUUUCAUUCGAAAAAUUACAUCAGCCAAUGUGUUUACGGUUCAUCGAAAACUUUUUGAUUAUGGUCGCUCGGCUCUGGCCAAAUGUUUUCCCAAUUACUUUGAAAAUCCAACGCAUGAAUCAUCCGGACCGGAAAUUGCAACGAUCACUAGAAACUCAAUCGACACAUUCAAAAUAAAUGAAGAUAUGUGGCGAGAUCAUCAAGCACUUGCAACAAUGAAAGACUCAAUUCGAGACGAACUUGCACGUUUACAAAAAUCAGAUUAA